Molecule: messenger RNA, 1879 nt
Organism: Phasianus colchicus (ring-necked pheasant)
Lineage: Eukaryota; Metazoa; Chordata; Aves; Galliformes; Phasianidae
Source: RefSeq, a predicted model, not a curated record
GCGGGGUCACGUGACAUCCCGUCGGUAACGCAAGAUGGCGGCGCCCAUGUUGCUGCCCGAGUCCCCUCUGGGGAAGCUGAGCCAUCAGAAAUAUAGAGCCAUUCUGAAGAAAGAAAAGCGGAAAAAAAAGCGGCAGGCACUUGCCAAACUGAGAGACUCAGAAGCUACAGAAAAAGAUGAAUCGGUGUCUGAGGAGGAAGACGAGGAGCUUGAAGAAGAAGAAGAUGAGGAAGAGGAAAAAAAACUUGAGGCAGAAAGACAAAAACUACACGAACAGUGGUUGCUGAGGGAAGAAAAGGCUCAAGAAGAGUUCAAGCUUAAGAAAGAAAAAGAAGAGGCUGCAAGAAAACGUCAAGAGGAAGAAGAGGUGAUAUAUAAACUUAGUGUUAUAGUUACAUCUGGUAAUAAGGAAGACUUAGAAACUUUGUUUAACAUCUUCUGCUGUAGUGUACCAAGUUUUGUUGAUGUUGAUGUCUAAAAAUGUAAAAAGAUCAAAGAAGAAUGGGAAGAGCAGCAAAGAAAAGAGAGAGAAGUGGCACAGCAGAAGCAACAGGAGAAGAGAGAAAGAGAGGCGGCUGUGCAGAAGAUGCUGGAUCAAGCUGAAAGCCAGCUGGAGAAUGGUGUGACCUGGCAUAACCCAGAGCCCCCGGAGAACAUAGGAACAGAGAAGGAUAGAGCAAAUUGCCCAUUCUAUAUCAAAACAGGUUCCUGCCGAUUUGGAGACAGGUGUUCCCGCAAGCAUAACUAUCCAACAUCCAGUAAGACGCUGCUUGUCCGAGGGAUGUUCAUUACUUUUGGCAUGGAGCAGUGUCGAAGGGAUGACUACGACACCGAUGCAAGUCUCGAGUACAGUGACGAGGAGACCUACCAGCAGUUCCUAGAGUUCUACGAGGACGUGCUCCCUGAGUUUCAGAAUGUGGGGAAGGUUGUUCAAUUCAAGGUCAGCUGCAACUAUGAGCCUCACCUACGAGGGAACGUGUACGUCCAGUAUCAGACGGAAAAGGACUGUCAGGCAGCUCUUGCUCUGUUCAGUGGCCGAUGGUACGCAGGCCGGCAGCUUCAUUGUGAAUUUUGUCCUGUGACAAGAUGGAAGACUGCUAUUUGUGGCUUAUUUGAAAGGCAGAAGUGUCCAAGAGGGAAACACUGCAACUUUCUUCAUGUGUUCAAAAAUCCAAACAAUGAGUUCUGGGAGGCCAAUAGAGACAUACGCGUUUCUCCAGAACGGACUAAUCAGUUGUCUAAAAACUCUGAAAGGAGAAACAGAUCGAGCCAUCGUGAUGACUAUUACAGCCGGUCAAGGAGAAGGGGCAGCCCAAGCCCAGAUCAUUCUUACAGGAGAAAUGGGGAAUCUGAAAGAAAAAAGAAUCGCCGCAAAAACAAGAGAAGGCGCCGAUCUGGCAGGUCGAGAAGUCGAGAAAGGAGGAGGUCGCGCAGCAGAGGGAGAAAGAGGAGGGGACGCAGUCGCAGCAGAAGUUACAGUCGAACACGUAGUCGGAGCAGAAGUCGGAGUUCCUCUCGAUCCAGGAGUAGGGGCAAAAAGAGGUCAAGCAGCAGAGGAAGAAACAGUGAAACUCCCAAAACGAAGUGAGAAAUAAUUUCAGAAAUUGCUAAUUGAUCAAAUGUAGAGCUGACAAAGAAACCUUUCCAAUAGGGCAGCAGAUACAUUUGAGUCACAAAUAAAGUGUUCUUGCACAUUAAAAUGUUUCUUCCUAAUAAAGGACCCUAGUUUACUGUGUGCUAAGCUUCAGAAAAUUAAAAGUCCUAUAUAAGGUGUAAAUGUCAAGUACUCUAGCUACUCUGUCCCUCUGAACUACUGCAACAUUUGGAUGCAUACUGAGUACAAAAUAGAAAGAAGUAAAGCUUUUUUGGUAUAUGCUUA